AUGGUGAUUCUGUAGGCGGAAUUUAUUUCGAUAAUGAUAGUGCGUGGCAAACGAACAAAAUCGUCUGGUACACAAACGCCUCCUGGCGGUUUUUCCGGUAUUUCGGAUGUAAUAAGAACAGAAAAGGAAUGUCUGAAUAAAAUGUAAUAGAAAAACCACUUCAUCUGUACCAUGAUUUUGUUCGAAUUUAUGACCAACUCCAGAUUAAAGUAAAGAACAUGAGUGUCCCACCUUUCCGAUGCUUGCAGGGAGUUCUUCUUCCCCAUUCGACAAAUCUUUCCUGACGUCAUCGCCGACGUAGAUGAAGCCGGAGAAAGCAGAAAGAGGAGGUCUUACUAGCCACACAAUUCGUAGUGCCAAGUAGGGGGACUGUGUUCUUAUUGUGAUUGAAGUGAUUUCUCUACCGUACUCGUUUCUCAUCUUUAUUGGAUACACGAGGAGUAGGAAACAUUCUCUCUGCAGGAAUGGAAUAUUCUAUCGAUCAUAAUGGCUUUUUAAGUGUGCACCAUUUCAGAAAAUAAUCACUUCUUCCACACGCUUGUGAAUAUUUAACAAAAUUAAUUAACUUCAGAAAUAAAUUGCGAGAAAAAAAUUAAUUAUUAAAUUAGAAAACGCAGAAUUCUAAACAAUAUGGAUUUAUAAUAGCCUUCAAUUCACGUUAAAGUACUUAUGCCAAUGUGUACUUUAUUUUCUGCAUCGCACAAUGUUGAUUAGGUGUGGUACCAUGAUUCCUUUCUUCUGCUGUUGAAAAAACAUCAACAAUGUUAUCGUUUAUUCUGCACACACUUAGUUUGUGCAUAUUUGUGGCUUUUGUCACAGGACAGCAAGAACGAUGUGAAGAAAUAACAAUUCCUAUGUGCAAAGGAAUUGGUUAUAAUUACACUUCUAUGCCAAACAAAUUUCAUCAUGAUACACAGGAAGAAGCUGGACUCGAAGUUCAUCAGUUUUGGCCAUUAGUUGAAAUACAUUGCUCCGACGAUUUAUUGUUCUUCUUAUGCUCAUUGUAUGCACCAAUUUGCAUCGAAGAUUAUCACGGUCAACUCCCAGCUUGUUAUUCGGUGUGUGAACGAGCAAAAGCCGGCUGUGCUCCAAUUAUGCACAAAUACGGCUUCGUUUGGCCUGAACGUAUGAAUUGUGACGAUUUUCCACGAUAUGGUGAUCAAGAACACCUGUGCAUGGAUGCUAAAGAAGGUGCUGGACCAGAAAAUGGUGAAAUAAAUACCAAACAAGAGACAAAACCUGUUCGAAAACCACCAUCCUACAGAGGACGAAACUCUAAAGCUCGGGAUCGUCACGAUUCUAUUGUUCCUGGAGGCAGUACUGGUAGACAACCAGGAUUAGUAACUCCUGGACCAGAUACUGAGUGUACCUGUGAAUGCCGAUUUCCAAUGGUACCUCUUGUAGACCCAGCUGAACGCCGAGUGUACAACGACGUUUCCACCGGUGGAGUACCGUACUGCGCAAGACCAUGCCGCGGCACAUUUUUCAGCAAAGAUGAGCAAACCUUUGCUUCCUUCUGGAUUGGGCUCAUGGCCAUCAUUUGCUGUGUUUCAGCCAGUUUGACAGUACUGACUUUCAUCAUCGAUCCAUCCCGAUUCCGUUAUCCGGAACGUCCGAUCAUCUUCCUGUCAGGCUGCUACCUCAUGGUGUCCGUGGGCUAUCUGGUGAGGCUUGGUCUCGGCCACGAGGCAGUGGCCUGUGACGGGCAAAUCAUACGCUAUCACACCACAGGUCGCCCACCUGCUUGCACUAUCGUUUUCUUCCUGGUGUACUUCUUUGGAAUGGCCAGUUCUUUAUGGUGGGUCAUUCUAACUUUAACUUGGCUGCUGGCAGCUGGUCUAAAAUGGGGAAAUGAAGCGAUUGCAGGAUAUUCUCAAUACUUUCAUCUCGCUGCGUGGUUGGUGCCAACAGGAAAAUCUAUCGCUGUCUUAGCCAUGGGUGCUGUUGAUGGUGAUCCCGUUGCAGGAGUAUGCUCAGUUGGGAAUCAGAAUGUUGACCAUCUACGAUGGUUCGUCAUUUUCCCCCUGUGUGCAUACUUAGUGUUAGGCACAUCUUUUCUGCUUGCUGGAUUUGUCUCCCUAUUCCGUAUCCGAAAAGUGAUUCGACAACAAGCACGGGCUAAAGCAGACAAACUGGAGAAACUUAUGAUUCGAAUCGGGGUAUUCUCCGUCCUUUACACGGUGCCUGCAACUAUUGUGAUCGGGUGUCAUAUCUAUGAGCAGUACUAUAGAGAGCGUUGGGACAGACGACACAAUUGUCCUUGCGAGACGGACACUACCCGUCCUGACUAUUCUGUUUUUAUGCUCAAAUAUUUCAUGUGUCUCGUAGUGGGAAUAACAUCAGGUUGUUGGAUAACUUCAACUAAAACUAUCGAAUCUUGGAGAAAUCGUCUGUGUAGUCGACGUGGACACAGAAGUGGCCCAGGGUCUGUGUCACAAAGGACUGGCACUCCUGGUGGUACUGAUGCUCUCUAUGGACCACGAACGUUCAAGCCCUUGAGCCCCGCAAGCCACGUGGGGCAUGUACCAUCCAGUUGUAAACAGGUGCCACUAUCACAUGUUUAGAAAUAAAUCAAAUUCAGACGCUGGGCGUCUAAAAUUAUGUAUAGGACUCAAAAAGGUAACAGAUUUUAAUAUAAAUACUCUAUAUAAAAAUAGGUUUAAGCAUCUAAAGCUAUAAAAGUUUGUAUUACAUUAAGUUGUUAAUUAAUUUUUAUUUAAACAUCCUAAAUAUGCUGGUUCUUAAUUUUAUUUAUUUUUUUUUAAAAAAGACUUGUUGGUUCAUGAUAUUUCAAUUUUAUUUAUUUUUUUUUACAACUGGUUUUUUAUAGAAGUGAAAUUAUUGAUAAAAUUGGUUCCAUGUAUUAGUAGUUAAAAGAAUUUUUUUUUUAAUAAAAAUUUAAUCUUCACUGGAAUAUCAAAAUGACUGCACAAAAAUAUGAAAUAAUAGUUUUGCUAACAUUUAUUUGAAAUGAAUCACGAAAAAUUCAGUAAAACUCUUAGUAAAUAUUGCAAUAAAACUGUUUUAAACUAUUCCGAAAUAAAUCAUUUGGACCAAUUUGAAAAUAAUCAUUUUAUCUAUUUAAAUUUUGUAUCAAAUCUCACUUUAUAUCGUUGUGGAAAAUUUAAUGUUAAUUCAUUGUUUGUCAUAUUUUUUUUGCACGUCAUUAUUUUAAAUAGAAACAUUUGCAUAACAAGACAAAAAGUUUCAAAAUUAAAUCCAUUGCAACUUUUUUUGUUUAGUGUGCUGAUCUAUCGUGAUACUCGUAUAACGCUAUUUUUCUUUAUUUACGAUAUUUUUAUAUCGGUAAAUAUUUUAUAUAGACAGUAGUCAUUAUCUAUUUGGAGAUAUUUAAAAUAUCGUAUUACAUUUCCUUAAAAAUGAAUAAUAUUUCGCAAUAUAUCGAGUUAUUUUCCUUUUUUUUUUUUUUUUUACAUUCGUUAAUGCUUUCGUUGCCCAUAAGGAACUUGUUAGCAUUAUAAAUAUAAUCGCAUUCUGUACUAAUCGUAAAGUACGGUAUUUGUGACAUAUCGUGAAAUUGCUUUUUAAAAUAUCACUACUAUAAUGUUUUAAAAGUAUCAAUAUUCCACUGUGUGUCGAGAUGUUUUUACAUUGGUCAAUGUUUUCGUUUACCAAUUGAAAUUUAUAAACAUUUGUCUUAUAAUUGUAUUCGACAUUUACCGUUGUAUAUUCGCGAUAUUAUCAUUUCAUUAUUAUAUAUAUUAGGUAUUUUUUGUUUGACAUGUUAUAAAUGGUAUAACGUUUGAGGAAAUUUUUAAAAGAAAUACGUAUUUUGUUGCUUUAAAAUAUCGAUCUGUCACGAUAUAUUUGCACAGUUUAAAUUUUAACUUUUCAAUUUGUUGCCAUAAAUUCAUGGAAUUCUUUUUUUGCUCUAAAUUAAACAUAUCUUCCAGCUUUUUUUUCCAAUUUGCUGUUUACGUUUAGAACUAAACUAACUAUUAACUAACUCAAUAUACGUAUAUUUCAAAGUCUCAUGUAGAACGAAAAUAUUUAAUAGAUAUUUUUUGGAUCUAUUUAAAAAGACCUCUUUCAUUUUUUUUUUAAAAAUUAUGUAAAUAAUUGUAAAAUUGUACAUAGAUAGAAAACAAAGUUGGUACACUAUCGCCAAUCAAUCUUCAAGAGUGAAAUUAAAAGUUAUAAUAUCCAUUUUUUAUUAAUAAUCAAAUUUGUUGUGUUUUUUAAAUAUCUUGCGGUUAGGAUUGGCUGUAGUUUGUAUUAAAAUUAAUUAUUUAUUACCUGGAUUGAGUGAUUUCUAAUGCAAUUGAAAUAGUACAGAAUUUUU
Parasteatoda tepidariorum (common house spider) is the source of this 4303-nucleotide messenger RNA. RefSeq names its product frizzled-5. The record is from RefSeq and is a predicted model, not a curated record. NCBI's taxonomy places the organism in Eukaryota, Metazoa, Arthropoda, Arachnida, Araneae, Theridiidae. Gene Ontology annotation, cellular component: plasma membrane. Gene Ontology annotation, biological process: non-canonical Wnt signaling pathway; canonical Wnt signaling pathway. Gene Ontology annotation, molecular function: Wnt-protein binding; Wnt receptor activity.